AUGAGGUGCUGGGGUGCUCCUCCGUCGAUCAGUCCCCAACUCCUUUCCACGUACAGGAGGUUCUGGUUCUUCAAUGUGACCAAUCAGCAGAAAUUUCUGGACGGAAAUGAACCUUUGCACUUGGUGGAAAUCGGUCCAUACGUAUUUCGAGAGGUCGUUGAGAAGAAUGUGACGGGGACGUUUGAGAACGGGACAGUAGAAUAUUAUGAGAAGAAGACGUUCUUCUUCGUGAAGGAAGAGUCGGUCGGUGAUCAGAGCGAGUUGAUGACCACCAUCAAUGCUCCCAUCCUCGUAAGUCCAUCGUAUGACAUCUUUGAAAAGCGGAAAACUUGA
Darwinula stevensoni is the source of this 333-nucleotide messenger RNA. Lineage: Eukaryota; Metazoa; Arthropoda; Ostracoda; Podocopida; Darwinulidae. The record is from the annotation of a GenBank genome assembly.